This is a messenger RNA of Myotis davidii, 485 nucleotides long. RefSeq names its product sucrase-isomaltase, intestinal-like. Bases 1 to 450 code for a protein of 149 amino acids. The transcript has 5 exons. The record is from RefSeq and is a predicted model, not a curated record. Lineage: Eukaryota; Metazoa; Chordata; Mammalia; Chiroptera; Vespertilionidae.
AUGACAGAAGAAAUCUUAUGGAAAUCUAAGACCAGCAACUCUAAAAGCACUGGAUUUCCUGGAGAAAUUCAGGAUUCAAUUGCAAGUUUCCGGUUGAAUCCUUUUAGCCUCAUAAUUGCUCUAGAUGAACAUGGAGAAGCAUCUGGCUCCCUUUUCUGGGAUGAUGGUGACUCUAUUGAUUCUGUUGAAAGGGGAGAGUACUUGUAUGUGGAAUACAAAUUCAGUAAUAGAGCUCUGAAAGCAACUGUGAUAAAAAAUGGCUACAAUGGAAUCACUACUCUGGCAUAUAGCACUAUUCAGAUCCUUGGUUUCACUUCAAAGCCAAAUGUUAUUUUUAUGAAUGGGAACACCAUCCCAAGCAACAGAAUGCAGUAUAGUUCCAACGGGAAAAUCACUUUAUGGAUAUCUGCACCCCUUUCGCAGGAGUUAACCAUUUCAUUUGAAUAUUGAGUAAUAACCAAAACAACGACAGUGAAAAAUUACCU